Molecule: messenger RNA, 660 nt
Organism: Pyricularia grisea
Lineage: Eukaryota; Fungi; Ascomycota; Sordariomycetes; Magnaporthales; Pyriculariaceae
Exons: 1
Coding region: 1-660 (219 amino acids)
Source: RefSeq, a predicted model, not a curated record
AUGUCUGGUACAGGUGGCAAUGACUCAAGCGCCACACAUGAGAAGAAGAAGCCUGCGCCGCUCAUGGCAAUCAAAUAUGUACCGACGACUGAACACCAAUCAAACCAUCUGGCUCCAAUGAAGCCUUUGGCCAUGCCGUCGCCGCUCUCUCCAGCUUUCAUGUCUCCAGGUCAACAACAUCCUCUUCUUGCGCCAUCUACGGUCCCCUCUAGUCCAGCGUACGGCUUACAGGCACCGCAGCCACCCCCAUACCUACAAGGAGACCCGCCAUCACCUGCUUACAGUCAAUCCUCGUUUGUGCCCCUCAACUCCUUGAAGCAAGAUGAGGCGCAUCCUUUGGACCUUCAACCCCCACGGCUCGGCCAGAGUCCCUAUGGUAACGGGAACGUUCCCAACGGCAGCACUCACAGCAUCUACAACUACUCGACAGACUGGAUCCCUAUGCAACCUCCGACCCCAAGGAAUGGUGGGUUCGGGAUUAGCAGCACCGGACUACCGAUUACGGCAGCAGAUGCCGAGGCUGAGGCCUUGGCACUGAAAAAGCGAAAGAGGCUCCGAACGAUGGUUUUUUGCGGUAUUCCGGCGGUGGCGGUCCUCAUUGCCCUGACACUGGGCGUUGUUUUUGGCUUUAUGCGAUACGGAUCAAGUGGCACCUCUUGA